Cavia porcellus (domestic guinea pig) is the source of this 1658-nucleotide messenger RNA. RefSeq names its product distal membrane arm assembly component 2 (gene Dmac2). The record is from RefSeq and is a predicted model, not a curated record. The transcript has 6 exons. Gene Ontology annotation, cellular component: cytoplasm. Bases 54 to 893 code for a protein of 279 amino acids. Lineage: Eukaryota; Metazoa; Chordata; Mammalia; Rodentia; Caviidae.
CCCGGAAGUUGGGAGGAAAGAUCGGCCGCUUCCGGUGACGUACGCCCAGCAAGAUGGCGGCGCCCAGAGCGGUCUUGCGCCUGGUACCCCCCAAAUGGAAUGUAGGUAGGAGGGGCUUCCGUGAUCUGAGUGGAGUGGUGACCCCAGAGCGCAAUCUGAGGAAGAAGAGGACGCUGCUGCAGUUCCUGUCUGACCAUUUCUAUGAGGUGGAGUUUCUGAGGGAGUAUUUGCUCCAGAGGCAGAUACAGAAGGUGCAUCUGGACAACAGCAGAGCCUACAGUCACAUCGAGAGCACAUAUGGCCCAGAUAUCGCAGGAGCCUACUUUGUCCUGAAGCAUGGAGGAGCAGUCAAGUAUGACAGCAGAGGUUUCCUGUUUCGAGACAUGGAGUGGAUCAGGUCAGAGGAGUGGAGGCGGUUCAUUGCUGAGGUCUCCAGGUUCCAAGCAGUGCCUGUGGAGGCUGUAGAUGCCAGUGGCUCUGCCAUCAACUACCAUGGCCUGGACAGCCUCUUGUCCCUGAAGGAGCUCCAGUCCCUGUCACUGCAGCGCUGUCCCCACCUGGACGACUGGUGCCUUAGCCGCCUCUACCCACUGGCUGGUUCGCUGCAAGAGCUCCUGCUGGCCGGCUGCCCCCGCAUCUCAGAAAGGGGCCUCGCCUGCCUCCACCAUCUCCCGAACCUCCGUAAACUGGACAUCUCAGACCUCCCUGCUGUGGAGUUCCCAAGCCUCACUCAGAUCCUGGUGGAGGAGAUGCUGCCCAACUGUGAGGUCAUUGGGACUGACUGGGCCCAGGGCUUGAGGCAGGGGCCAGAAGAGCAGCCUCAGGACACAGCCGGCCCCAUCCCUGCCGAGCCUCUGGCCCAAGGACCUCGGCGAUCCCUGUGGAGUAUCUGAUGGCUGCCUACUCUCUGCCUUCGGAGGUAGGGUGCAUUCAGCAUUGGCCAUGAGGGGCUGGUGGACCACAGGGAAGGACGCAUGAGGUUGGAGUAUUUAUUACUGGCUGCUCAUGACUGACAGUCCCCUCCAUACAGCUCUGUCCCCAGCCUCUCCAGCUGUCAGUAGGACAGAGCUGCACUCACCUCCAUGAUUCCCCACACGUGACCCACCCACCCAUGUUUGAAGUUGGGCAUCUGAGGUCACAGGCACCCUGACAGACCUGAGGUGCUGCUGGCACUUCACAGCAACGGCUCCUCCCUAUGCAGGAGUGACCAGCUCGUUUCAACUUGUCCACCAUCCAUAACCCUCACUCUCUAAAUGCCCAAAGCUCCACAGUUCCUCUGGUGUGGCUGGUUAUUGAUUUUACUAGCUUUCAGUUUCAAGUUCAACUUUUUUCUCCUACUCUAUAAAACUGGAGCUGGGAUUUGGACUUACUUCCUUUGCCAGCUGGCACAAAAGGCUUCAUCAGCAAAGGAUGCUGGAGACGUGUCCAGGAGGAAAAGUGCUAUGCUUUGUGCCCCGUGCACCUAAGCUUCUCCAGAUUUGGGCCACAGGGCGUGUGGCACCCCCGCCCCUGUGGUUUCUUCUGGGCACAGCCCCUCCACGAGGCUCCCCAGCAACCAGCAGGAUUUCCAAUCAUUUCUGAGACAUUUACUACUGAAUUCUUCUGAUUUCAAUUCACUGUUGAAUAAUCUUUUAUAUUAAAAUUUCCCUGUUAAAUUA